Moesziomyces antarcticus is the source of this 3999-nucleotide messenger RNA. RefSeq lists its product as uncharacterized. The coding region runs from base 1 to 3999 and encodes 1332 amino acids. Gene Ontology annotation, biological process: intracellular calcium ion homeostasis. The transcript has a single exon. The record is from RefSeq and is a predicted model, not a curated record. Gene Ontology annotation, molecular function: ATP hydrolysis activity; P-type transmembrane transporter activity; ATP binding. Gene Ontology annotation, cellular component: membrane. NCBI's taxonomy places the organism in Eukaryota, Fungi, Basidiomycota, Ustilaginomycetes, Ustilaginales, Ustilaginaceae.
AUGUCCAACACCAGCCCACUCGAGCCCUGCCCACCCGAUGGUGCGCCCGUCACCCGCUUCACCCUCCUCGAGCCGGAGCACGAUUCGGUCCUGGUUCAGCAACUGGAGCCGGAGAACAAGAUCGUAGCUAUCAGCGACGCUACCCCCCGCACAUCGUCCGGUGUUGACACCAAGACCGACGACGCCAGCGACGCCAUCCCCGACCACCACCUCCCGCCUCGCCCAGAGCUCGACGAGAUCGUCCAGGCCGCCCACCUCGCCCACGACCAACGCACACCCGGCGAAAAGCGAGACGAGCGCAUCUCGUUCGACUCUGACAAUGCCACCGACCAAAAGCACGACGACACGCGUCAGUCGAUCUAUCUCGUCGACGAGGACAUCCAGCUGCAUCUGCGCUUCUACCGCCGCAACAUCCCCAUGCUCAUCCUCUGGUAUUCGCUCUGCAUCGUCACCGCGGGCAUCUGGUUCAUCGUGGACAACUGGGCGAACAACAAGUUCUGGAUCCGCUGGAACACUUCCCCCGCCACGCUCAAGGCGCAGUCCAACAACGACAAGCUCGUGCGCAUCAAGAGCAAGCAUGGCGAAGUCGAAAUCUUGUCGCUCAAGCGCGCCACUUUUCCGCAUCCCAUGCCCUUCGCCCAGGUCUUCCCACCCAGCCUCAAGGAGCCCUUCCGCUCUCCUGACGAUGUCGUUGCCGCCGCCACGUCGACAGCCAGCACGUCAACGAGCGAUACUAACACCGUCGAGCAGCUGGGAUACGUCGACAUCCUCGAGUACCGCGCCACCACCUUCCUCCUUCACCCCGUCACCGGCAAGUUCCACCUGCUCGCAUCGUGGCGCGACCCCGCCUGGGCCACGGCGCUCACCUCCACAGGCCUCCCCUCCACCCAGCUACGCGACAGGCACGCGCUUUUCGGCCCCAACCAGGUCUCGGUCAAGGGAAAGUCGGUGCUCGACAUCAUGAUCGAAGAAGUACUCCAUCCCUUCUACAUCUUUCAGAUCUACUCCAUCGUACUGUGGUGUAACGAUGAGUACGUGCCCUACGCCAUCGUCAUUGGCAUCGUCUCGAUCAUUGGUAUCCUCGCAACCACCGUCACAACAAAGGCAGCCAUCGAGAAACUCAAAAAGAUGAGCAGGUUCAGCUGCGACGUCUCGGUCCUCCGCGCCUCUCCCUCGACCGCAACCCCCGCCGCCUCGCCCCUCGGCGCCACCGCCUCGACAGAGUCCGACGAGAAGCAGCUCGGCGACGUCCAGCCCGCCUGGAAGCAGCUCAACAGCGAAGACCUCGUCCCCGGCGACAUUGUCGACCUCGGCGCCAAGUACGGCGACGCUAGCGCCGACUCCUUCGGGCACCGACUCAUCGAAACCCUUCCCUGCGACCUGGUACUUCUGGAGGGUGACUGCAUUGUCAACGAGUCCAUGCUUACGGGCGAGUCGGUACCCGUGGUCAAGUCUGCCGUCUCCCGUGCCGACCUUUCCGACGUUCUGGCCGCCGGGAACGGCGACUUGGCCCGGCUUGACAAGAACGUGCUCUACUCUGGCACAAAGCUCAUCCGCGUACGGCCAGGAGCGUCCAACGCUACGCGUGCGCUCGUCAUUCGAACCGGAUUCUCCACCGCCAAGGGAUCCCUCGUCCGCCAAAUGCUCUUCCCGCGCCCAAUCUCGCACAAGUUCUACCGGGACGCCUUCUACUUCAUCGGGAACCUCUUCAUCAUCGCCACGAUCGGUAUGGUGGCCAGUAUAAUCUAUUUUAAGAUCAUCGGGGUCAGCUCCGAGGAGAUCGCCUUGCGUUCGCUCGACGUGCUCACGAUCGCCGUGCCCCCAGCGCUGCCCGCUACGCUCUCGAUCUGCGUGACUUUCUCCAUCGCACGCCUCAAGCGCGGAGACAUCUUCUGCCUCAGCCCUCAGCGUAUCAACGUCGCUGGCAUGGUCAACAUGUUUGUCUUUGACAAGACAGGUACUCUCACCGAGGAGGGUCUCGACGUGCUUGGAAUUCGUACGGUUCGUGGAGGCAAGUUUACCGACCUUGUCCAGCACGGCGACCAGACCAGCCGGGACAGCGGCGAGGGCGAGCUUACCCUCGUCGAGGCUAUGGCUACGGCACACGACCUCAACCUGCUCGAUGGCGAGCCCAUCGGCGAGCCGCUCGAGGUCAAAAUGCUCGAGUGGACGCGCCGUCAGCUCCAGGACGAUGCUACGCUUGCGCCCGUGCGCCUUGCCAACGAGUCGGCCGCCCAGCAACCGCAAACGGAUCGAAGGCCGUUGACGAAGGACGGUACGCUGGCUCGUGUGCCCGUGAUCCUUGCCGACGGCGCGCGCGCUUCGCUAGCAGUGGUACGCACGUUCGAAUUCACCGCCUCGCUGCGCCGGAUGAGCGUCAUCGUCAAGCGCGACAACGAACGAGGUGCGCAGGUGUACUGCAAGGGAGCGCCCGAGUCGAUUGCCUCGCUGUGCCAUCCAUCGUCGCUACCGAGCGACUACAAUGCGGUGUUGGACAGGUGCACGCGUUCGGGCUUCCGCGUGCUGGCCGUUGCGGGCAAGCACAUCGACGCGCUCGGCUGGAACGGCGCCCAGACGCUCACGCGCACCCAGGCCGAGAGCGCGCUCGACUUUCUCGGCCUGAUCGUAUUCGAGAACAAGCUCAAGCCCGCCACGACGGCGUCGAUCGCCACCAUCGCCGGCGAUGCAAGGCUGCCCAUCAAGAUGUGCACGGGCGACUCGGUGCUCACCGCCGUCUCGGUGGGCAAGGAGUGUGGAAUCGUCGAUGCGCACGCCGAGGUGUUUACGCCUCGAUUGGCGCACGCGCACGACAAGGACUCCAAAGCUCCCGCUGUCCUUGAGUGGGUCAGCGUCGACAACGAGCACAACAGGCUCGAUGCGUACACGCUCGACCCCGUUUCGCGCGAGGGCGAGACGCCAAGGAGACUCAAGGACGUCGAACUUGCCGUGUCGGGAGAGAUUCUGCGAACGCUCAUUGAGUUUUGCUCCGCCGAAACGCUCGCGCGCAUCCUGGUGCACUGCAAGAUCUUUGGCCGCUUCUCGCCCGAGCAAAAGCAGGAGCUCGUCGAGCGUCUCCAGACGCAUGGCUACGUCGUCGCCUUCACGGGUGACGGCGCCAACGACUGCGGUGCGCUCAAAUCCGCCGACGUCGGUCUGUCGCUCUCGGAGGCGGAAGCAUCGGUAGCCGCGCCGUUCACAUCGAGGAAGAAGGACAUCUCGGCCAUCAUCCAUCUGAUCCGCGAAGGUCGCUCGACGCUGAGCGUCUCCUUUGCCAUGUUCAAAUUCAUGAGCUGCUACUCGCUCGCCGAGUACUUUACCGUCAUCCUGCUGUACGGCAAGGCGACGUCGCUGGACAACGCCGAGUAUCUGUUCAUCGACAUCUUUUGCGUGCUCCCCAUCGCGAUUGGGCUCGCCAACUCGUUGCCGGCCAAGAAGCUCUUCCGCUUGCCGCCCGAGGCGAGGCUGUCGUCGUCCAAGCCCGUCGUAUCGAUGCUGGGUCAGGUCAUCCUUGGCUUCCUUGCGCAGACGGUGGUGUACGUGGUGCUGCACCAGAAGAGCUGGUACGAACCGCCCGAGUUCGACCCCGAGGAUCUGACGCUCAACGACAUGGACAACACCGCACUCUUCCGCACCUCGGUCUUCUCCUACAUCAUCGCCGGAUUGGCCUACUCGCUCGGACCACCCCACCGUCAGCUGCUCUGCUUCAACUGGAUCCUCGCACCCGCCCUCGUCAUCUUGUCGAUUUUCUCGUUCUACUUCCUCUUCCUCACCGGCGGUCCGUUCUUCAGCCUGUUUGGUUUCGUCGAGAUGCCUCACCACUUUAGCUGGAUCAUCUUUGGCGUGGUCAUGGCGCAGUUCGGCCUCGGCAUGAUGUUCGAGUUCUUCGCCGUGGCUCCGGUGGCCAGGGCGGUCGCCAAGCCUUUCAAUGCUGCCAAGAAGAGGCUAGGCGGCAAGAAGAAGAAGCCGUACAGGAUCACCGAAAAGGCCAUCUACUCGUGA